AUGCGAAUAACAUUGAUUGAUAACUUAACAAUAAUUGCUCAUUCACAACACAGGAAUUCUGGAGAAGAUGCAAUUGCUAAGCUUUUUGCUAUUGUACCAUACAUUUAAUAUUUAUCCCUAUUAUUACCUUAACAUGGAUGGCAAUAUUGGAAUUAUAGUGAUGGCUAUUUAAUCUUUAUAUCAAAGGCAUCAUCAUAUUUCACUAUUACACCCUUCUUUGAAUUUCAAAAUAAUUUCAUUUACUAUCCUUUUACAAUUUUCAGUCUAAUAAUACUUUUGGGUGUAUUAUUUUAUUUAUCCUUUUUCAGUUUAGAAGUGGAUUCAAAUAAAUAGAAGGUUAAAUAUUUAGAAGAAAGGACAACUCUUUUUUGCUCAAUUAUAUUUUUCACUAUUUAAACCCUUUAAAUACCAUGUUAUAAGUUUUAUAUCUAACAGAUUAUUGAUGCUAAUCAAAAAAAUGAAAUAAAUCAAUUAAUAAUCAAUAUCUGUGCACUUAUUUUAUAUUGCUUCUAUGUUUUUAUUUGUGAAUAUUUUUUAAGAAUUUACUCAUUUCUACCUUACCAUCCGAUGUAAUAAAAAUUUACUAAAUUGCGAAGUUCAUUAAUAUUAUUAAAUUUAAUUGCUAUUGUAUUAACUUUAGAAUAACAAUCAAAUUCAUACAAUCUUAUUGGUUUAUUUAUUUUACAUAUGAUAUUUAUCAUUAAAAUUUUAAAUCAUUUGUACUAUCAAUCAGAUGUUCCUCAUAAAAAUAUGCUCGAUUUUCAAGUCUCAUUUACUUUAGAAUCAUUAGCUAUUUUAAUCACCAUUAAUGUUUCAUCUGAAAAUUAAAUUUUUCCUGAAGAUCAAAUAGCAAUUUAUAUUUUGUUUAUCUUAAGUCUUGGAUUAAUUUUAGGCAACCAUCUAUUUUAGUUUCUAUAUAAAUAUAAUUUCAUUAGAAUUAAUAGAUAUCUUAAUCUAAUUUAUGAAAUGCAUAAUUGUAUUUGCAACAUCAAUUCCAAUUCGAUAACUAUACAGCAUUUAUUAAUGUAUCAAAUAAUCAAUGAUGAUUAAUUUACAAAAUUUAAAAAAAAGGCUCUUCUUAAUAAUAAAAGUACUAAGAUGGUUGAUUAUUAUAAAUUAGGUUUGUAUUUAAUAAGCUAAAUCUUUCUUGAGUUAAUUAAUGAAUAAAAAAAUGAAGCAGAAUAAAUAUAAUUAUUAUUUGUUUCUUUUUUAGCAGUUAUAAAAAAAAAACCACUUGUUGCUUAUGUUGCUUUUAAAAGAUUUGAAUAAAAUAUUAGUUAUAAGAAAUCUUAUUAUUUUAAUUUUAUAAAAAGAAGAAUUAACUUACAUUUUUAAAAGAGAGUAUAAGCUGUUUAAAAGAUAUAUCAAAAUGAAAAGUUAUAAUCAAUAAAAAAUGAAAAUAAUAAUAAUGAAAAAAGAAUUUCUACUCAUGAACUUUACAAAUUUUGUUAGUUAGAAGAGAAUUUUUAAAAAGCAAUAUUGGAAAUAAUUUAAUAUAAAAUACGAAUUUGGGAAUUUUAGAUUUAAGGUUGCUAAACAAUUUAUGAUUUUUAAGCUUUUGCACUUCCUUUAAGUAAAAAAAUAGUAGAUUGUAUUUUAUACUUAAGAGAAUAAUAAAUUAAUGUUGUAAAAGAAGAAUUUAUAAAAAAUUGUGAAAACAUAUUAACUUUAAAGAUAUGUUCUAUGUUUUACAGUUUUGUUAUGAAUGAUUACUAUCAUUCUUUUUAUUGUGAAUAGAAAAUAUCAGAUAUAAUGAAAACUGAAACAAUGUUUUAAUUGAAUACUUCAUCAAGAGCAAAUAUUUUGUAAGACAAUACUGUUUUAGUAAUAGUAAGCAUGGUAAGAUAAUUAGGAAAAAUCUUAAAUAUAAAUAAAAGUCAAUUAGCAAACUAUUUUGGUUUUCCUUUGAUUGAAUUUAAUUAGAUUAAUACUAUUGGAGAUUUGAUGCCUUAACACUUUGGGGAUUAACAUGAUGGUUUUUUACAAUCUUAUAUAAAAGAAGCAAAGACUGAUUUAGUGUUUAAAGAUGUUAGAACAUUUGCAAAAAGUAAAAAUGGAUUUAUAAUACCAUAAUAUAUUAAUAUAUAUAACAACUAUUAUAUUUUUGAUGAUUUUACUGUUAUUGGUAGUUUAACAAAAAUAAAGGAAUUUCGUAAUUAUCUGUUAUUUGAUGAAUUUGGUAAAUGUAUUGGUAUUACGUAAGAGAUGAGUAAAUUUUUAAUACCAUAAGAUAAUUUAGAAUUCUUUAUAUAAAAUAUUGAUUUAUUUUAUAUAUAUAUGUUUGUUCCUCAUAUACAUAUGUAUAUAAAUGAUAUGUUAUAAAAUAAGAAUAUUUAAGAUGGAGGAAUGUUAUAAAAAUCAGUUAUUAUAUAUGUAUACUAGGAUUUGGUUUAAUUAUCAAAGAUUCAUGAAUCAAUAUUUUUAACAUAUUAAGCUUAAUCAUAAAGAUGUUUUGAAUAAACAAAAACAUAAAUUUAAUUUGAAUAUUUAAAUUCAAUGAUGAAUAGUCCUAGAAAUGGAAUUAGUUAAAGAUUGAUUACAGAUAUUAAGUCGAUUUAAAAUUCUUAAUAAGAUGAAUAUUAAAUUUUAGAUACUAAUAGACAGGUUAAUAGUGAUAAAAAAUAAUAAAGAAGAGGAGGCAUAUCAGGUUUAACAUAAUAGAAAGAAUAAUAAAUGAUAGAAUUUUUUAAUGCUAUUGAUGUAAUACUAUUACUAUGUUUAGGAAUUGUAAAAAACCAUGUAUUUAUGUACAGCUAAAAUUCAAAUAGUUGAUAUAGGUAAAAAGAGAUUCAAAUAAUAAUAUUUUAUUUUAGAUUGUUCUGACUUUGUUGAUAGAGGUAAUCUAUAAGAAGAUGAAAAGAAACAAAUGAAGACAUAAUAAAGUUAAUUACGGAAUACAAAUGCCAGAAAUCUUAUGAGAAGACCAAGUUAAAUAUUUUCAUAUAGAAAGUAAGUUGAAUAGUAGAUGGAUUCUUCAAUAAUUAAUCCAAUGGGAUCUUAUCUAUAACAAUAAAGUUUUCUUAAUUAAAAUUCUGGAUCUAAUCAGAUAUUAAGUUAUGUGAGCUAAAAAAGAUCUAAUUAAAUUGGUACAAUAAUUAAAGGAGACUCUGAAAGUGUUCAUGAAGAAAUAAUUAGUAAUGAUUUUAACUAGAUUAUAAAAAGAAAUGAUGAAUUAAAAUCUAAUUAAGGACCAGUACUUAAAUCUUAAUCUAGUAGUAAAUCUGGUUCAUCUGGAUAAACUGCUAUUGAAAUUGUUAAUAAAUUUAAAACUUAGACUUCUCUAAUCUCUAGUCUAACAAUUAUUUCAAUCUUAAAAUUUAUUCUACUGUUACUAUUUAUUAUAUUUAUGUCCAUCAAUUUGGCUUAAGUAACUAUUUUCAAUCAUUAAGUAAUUACUUUUAUAACUGAUAUCAAUCUUCCUAUUCAUUUUAACAAAUAUCUCUUAAAUAUAUUCACUUAUUCUUGGAUUAUUUAAAUGAAAAAUAUUAAUAUAUUAAAUACUAGUUAAUUUAUUAAUUAUCAACUCUAAAAUUAAAGAAUUAGUAUGCAAAGCACAUUUUUAAAUCUUACAGAAAUGUAUGGAAGUUUUAUUGACUUAGAAGAAAAUCAAUAUUUAGAUGAAAUUUAAAUUGUUAAUUUAGAUGAAAACCUAUCUAUAGAAAAUACAGACUUUACUGGCUAUCUUUAUUAUCUUGAAUAAGUAGGUUUUGGAUUAAUGCAUAGUGAUAAUCAAUAAAGAUAUUUAACUAAUCUUUUAAAAUAUAGAAUUAAUUUUGGAAAUAUUAUUAGUAAUAAUGAAAAAGUGGUUUCUUCAUUAAGUUCAUAUUAUAAGAUUUAAUAAGAUGGAAAAAUUUCAACAUUUUUUAAUUCAAUUUUAAUUUAAGUAAUUGUUAUUGGUAUUAUUAUUUUAUCUUAAUUAUAUUUUUGGAGAAAAAUAGAAAUUUAUUGUUAAAGUAUUUUGAUGUUAUCUAAUCGGCUUAAUGAAAAGGCAGCAGAAACUCAAAUUAAUAAAUUCAAAUUAAUUAUAAUAGUUUUAAAAUAACUUUAUGGAUAAUUUGGUUAUAAAUAAAAAAAUUGUUAUAAACUUUGUUAUACUGAUUAAUCAAAAAAGAUAAUGAAUUUGAAGUCGAUAUCCAAAAAGAAAUCUCGAAAAUCCAUUUUUAUAUAAAAUAUUCCAAAUGAAGCAGAAGAUAGAGAUAAAGAUAAAAAUAAAAAUAAAAAAUCUACAUAAUCUACUAUUCCUUUAAAUUCUAGAAUAACAAAAACUUCAAUCAAAUUUAUCUUCAAAAUAAUUUUAGUAUUAUUUUUAGCAGUUAUGAUAAUUUUUUAUUUCAUAGGUUGUUAUCUUUUAUUUAAGGAUUAAACAUUUAGAUUAGCACCUACUUAAGAUUUAGCUAUGGAUUAUAUAGACUUUUAUAUUCAUUAUGAAAAUACUAUAGUAAUUUCCUUAUUAAUAAAAUCAGAAUAAUAGAUUUAUGAUUUUAUGAGAGAAAUGAUUCCAUCAAUUAGUAUGACUAUUAACCAUUAUUAAGCACAUUUGAAUACUAUACCACUUCUUUUAUGUACAUAUAGUUUUGAUCAUAGUGAUUUCAAUGAUAUUUAUAAUAAUAUUAUCUAAUCUGAUGCUAUGAAUGGAGAAGAUGAAACAUUUAUAUUAGGUUUAUAUAAUGGAGACUUUUGUUUAUUUUUUUAAUCUGACAUCCCUUUUUGUAAUAAAGAUUUAAGUAAGGUUGAUUUUUAAAAUAAAUAUGGAGCAUUUUCAAAUAAAGAUAAUAAUUCUGAAUAUCUCAGUAAGGGAAUCUCUGGCAUGGUUAAUAAAAUGGAUAAUUUUCUUAAUUAGUAUUUUGAAACUGAAAUUCUAACAGGAAAUACAGUUAAUGACUUAGAAUUAUUAAGUAAAUAAAUAAACACAUAGGAUUUUAACAACAUAAUUAUAUAACAUUAUCUUGACACUUAUUUAGGUUUUGAAGCCUUUGUUGCAAAAAUGUAACAAUCUUUGAUUACUAUGAUUGAAAAUUAACAAGACUAAUACAACAUUUAUUAAAUUGUAGUUGGAAUAAUUUUUACUAUAUUUUUUUUAUUUUCUUCAGUUUUCAUAGUUGUGAAAGUUAAUCUAAGAUUGAUUUAUAUCAGAUUGUUAAUCACUCUUUUACCAAUCGAAAUUAUGCUUGAUAUUUAUACAAUAUCUUUGUUGAAACUUUUAAAAUGA
Paramecium sonneborni is the source of this 5209-nucleotide messenger RNA. NCBI's taxonomy places the organism in Eukaryota, Ciliophora, Oligohymenophorea, Peniculida, Parameciidae. The record is from the annotation of a GenBank genome assembly.